CAGAAACUCAAAAGACGAAACAGAACACAGCUCACAGCUGGGCUCCAGUGCUCGCCCAGCCUGGAGGGCCUGCUCCCCAUCAGCCACUCUGAGCUCUGGGUCCAGAGGGGCAGUGAGGGGAACCCCUGCACAGGCCCUCCUGGGGUUAGGAGGGGGUUGUCCAGGGAGAGGUCUGAGGUCAGGCAGGGGGCUCUCUCUCUCACACACACACACACGCACGCACACACACACACUUGUGUACCCAUGGGGAGCCGCCCGACCCCUGGGCUCCAGAGAACCACAUCAGCUGGGUACCGACUGCCCUCCAUCAGGCCACCAGCCUCAGUCUCCCCCACUGCCCGCGGUGGCCCCGUGGCAGGAAGGGGUCUUGCUGGUGGCCGCCAGGCCCCCCAGGACCUGGAGGCCAAGCGGGAACCCCUGGGAGCAGACAACGUGCAGCAGGACCAGCUGUGGAGGGAGCUCCUGGAGGCCGAGAGGCGGAGUCAGCGGCGCUGGGCUCAGAAUUGGAGUUUCCUGAAAGACUAUGAUCCCAUGGGCAAUAGGAAGGAGGCUGUGAAGUUGCCGGAGUACGUGCCUCUCUUUUCGGACACGGUCCCCAAUUCCACGAACCAGGCUGUGGGCAGCAGGGUGGACACACCCCUGGGGAAAACCCUCAUCGGCAUGGACUUCUUCUUUGUGGAAGGUGUCCGGAAGAAGAAGCUGGAAGAUGAGCUGCAGCCCGUCUAGGAGGAGGAGGGCCCAGCGGCGGCCCCAGGUGUGCAAGGAGCUGGGGGUCGGUGAUCUUGGCUGGCGCAGCGGGAUUUGACUCCAAGCUUCAGGUUGUGUCCAAUUCUGUCCACAUGUCUCUUGUUUUCUUGGACUGACAGCUUCCUGGGGGCCUUUUCUUCCCCUGGCACAUCACCAGAGCCCAAGAGCCGAAUCAAACCACGCAAGGCUUCUUCGUGCACCGCAUCUGCUAGCCUUCUGUUGGUCAAACAAGUUGCAGGACCAAUCCUCCCCCACCAGGGCAAGAAAGCAUUCUUCGCCCACAAUGGGAGGUUCAGAGGGCAAAUAUUGGCUGAGUAACGGAUCCCAACUAUAAUGCAGAGGAUCUGACCAAUUCCACAAGUAGCCCUGGACAACAGUUUUCCGUAAAAUGCUUAAAAGCAUCUGAAAUAGGGCUCUGGGUCUCCCGCUGCGUGCAGAUGAUGCCCUUGAACUGAAAGGGUCCAGACCUGGCCCUGUGCAGACUUGGGCAAGCCCUCCUCUAGCCAGGCGCCUGCUCCUGCUCCAGCUUGUUCUGACCCUACGGUGGGCCGCAGCCUCAGGAGCUCUCAGCCUGCAGGAGCUUGGACACUAGCUGCAGACCAAUGUCCACCUGUGGGAGAUGAGAGGACAGAUCCCCCAGCUAGGGACUCAGGGAGGAAGUCCUCCUGUAGAAGGGGAUCAUGGAGCUGGUCCUCAAGAAAAAGGCAGGGAGCUGAGAGGGGAGGGCAGUUCUGCUGGACAGGUGGACAGAGCGAGGAAGGGCGCCAAGGCAGGGGAGCAGCCAGCAGACUUGCCCUGGGCAGAGAGCCCCCGGGCCCAGCCUCUUUCUGCACGCUGCAGCCCACCUGCCUGUCCACGCUCCUCUGCGUGCGUCAUCAUCGUGGGAGACCCCUCCUCACAACCAGCCAGCUGUAUCCUCCGCUCCCUGCCACACCUGCCCUCCUUUCAAGAGGAUGCCUGCUCCUUACCUUCCCACGUGGUGGCCACGUCACCCACUAGGAGCCAAGGAACUCAGAACCAAGGGGCAUCCGAACCAGAACCCCAACACCAGCCUCGCGAGUCAUUUGGGCCAGAACAAAGGAGGCUGGAUGGACCAGGACAGGAAGUGGGCACCAAGCCUGCAGGCUCAGCACCAGCAAAGGCAAAAGGAGCAAUACGAACAGAGGCGGGCAUCUCAGAGCCAGCAGGCUGGGAAGCGGAGGCCCGGGAGGCACCGGAAUCCGGCUGAUGAGCCGUCAGAAAGCCUCAGGAUUCUUUCUUCACUUUUUAUCACUGCUUCUCUGAGCACCUCUGCCUCACUCUCCUCCCUGUGACAGAACCGGCCUCUGUGCUUCCAUGUGACACAGAAUGACCACCGUCCAGGGAACAUGCGAGGUGAGCCCGCAGCUCCUUCCUGUGCCCGGAAGUGAGGAGGUGUUUAAAACAGCGUGGGGAAGUGUCGAAGGGACAUUAAAAGCCCACCUGAAGGGGCUCCUACGGGCCAAAUUUGGGAAAAUAUGAGCACCAAAUGAUGCUCCCCCCUGGCUGCACCGAUGAUAACAGAGUCCCGGCGCUUCUGGGGCAAAGCCAGGGCCCAGAGCUCCCCUCAAAGAAGAAGAAAGAAUCCAGGUGUUCAUACCAAUAACUUUAAAAAAUUUUAAUUAGAGGAGGAAAAGGUCUUCUCCAUUGAAGAAUACAGAAUAAAUGAUAAACAGAAAAUUGCCGUUUUAUAACUGCCAUUUUAUAACUAACCAAUUUAGGCCAAGAAACAAUAAAAGACACCGAAACCACCGAGUGAAAGAUUCUUGGGGAGCAGAAAAUGGUGAAAUCUGGAAGAUUUCACGUUAACCGAAUUAUUAUUACACUUAACCUCACCAGUAAAGGACAGCUGACAUCACUGUUGUCCUGCUGUGCCCCUGACGUCAGGGGCCUCCUGCUGUGGCCCAGAGGAGGAGCACUCACCAGGAGCACUCCGCCCAUCGCACACAGUCUGAGCGUGAUCACGAAGAAACAUCAGGCAACGCGGGCUGACGGCAUUCUGCUGAAGAGCCAGCCUCCUUCAGAACACCAGUGUCACGAAAGACAAAGGACAGGACAGCUGAGGGCGGAAUCCGGAUUAAAUGCGACACAGAGCACGGUCAUGACCAGCUCCCGCAUCACAGCAAAAGUAGCUCUAAAGAACACUUUGCAGACUAAAUACUAGACAGCAGACUAAACAUUAGACAAUAGCAUUGUAUCGAUGUUAAAUUCACGCAGCGGGAUCCCUAUAUUGAGGUUACGUACGAGAACGCCCUUGUUCUUAAGAGAUAGAUGCUGGAGUGUUCGGGGGUAAAGCGUCGCAUGUCUAUCACUAACUUGCAAAUGGUUUAACAACAACAAAGUGUGUGCAGUGUGUAGAUAGAGAUAAAGCAAAGGUGAAUAAAAAUGUUAACAAUUGACAGAGUUAAGGGAGGAGCACACGGGUCUUCACUGAACUGGUCCUGCACCCUCUCUAUAGGUUCGGGAACCUGUAAGACGCUGGGGAGGAGGGGAGGGGCCCCUGAGUGCCAGCCCCUGGGCUGAAGAGCCAGGGUGGUGUUGGAAUCAGUCAGUGCUCAAUUCCAAGUUCCUGGAAGGCACUGGGUGGCCAGCUGCAGUCAGGGAGCCUCUGCUCCACUCCGCUGCGGCCUGAAGAGUUGGGUGAGGCUCGUGUGACGACAGGCUGGGUUCCCUGUAAGCAUGCAGAUGGGGAGGAGUCAGAGCUCCUUCAGAUGGGGACGCUCGGUAUGGGUUGGAAAGAUACCCCAGUAGAUACCUGCUGCCGAAACCCUGGUCCUGGCACUGCCCACACCUCCUGAGGAUGCAGAGGAGCCCCAAAGGUCAGCCGUCUGAUCAGAAAAGCCAACAUGCUAUUGGGAUGGCCCAGUUGGGACAUGGGGGCUGGGACUCGCACACCUUGCUUCAGGGGCCAUCCCCGACUCCGCCCGGGGCAACCCGCCUCCUGCAGCUUCGGGAGCAAAGCCAGUGGCCACAAAACCCGAAAACAUUUUGCAAGUUUGCACUUGGUAGGGAGCUACCACUUAUUGAGCACCUACUGUGUACCUCUCAAUAACCUCAUGAGGUGGGUGUGAUUAUCCCCAUUCUAGAAUGCAGAAACUGAGGCCUAGCGAAGUUAAGGGCUUGCCCAAGAUCAUGCGGCCUGCCAGGGCCAUGCUGGGAGGACAGCGGUGGUUUGCAUGACACCCGAGUCCCAGAUCAGUCACAUCCGGGGCUUUGGGCACAGCAGCCAGUGCAGGGACAGCUCACAGCCAGGUAGAAAUCCUCUUCCUACACCCCUACCUCGGCCGGCAGACCUGCAGAGCAGGUAGCUUCUGUCCUUGUCCCAGUCAGUGUGUGCUCUGCCCACAGGAGUCUCGCGGGCAGCGGGAUGGUACAGGUAGGCCAGGCCCCAGGCAGCAGCAGCUCUCUACGGCUGGGGUCAGGCCCAGGGCCUGGAUACCCCCAGGAUAAACAGAGCCCCAGACGGGAAGGGAAGAGAGGAAGCCACCGCCACAUGGCAGGACCAGGAACUUCCAACCACGACCACCUGGAAAUGGCACCAGGCUCCUUGCUGUCACGGAUUAGUGGAAUGACAUAAUGAAAGAACACCUGACACAGAGCAGGCACUCAACAGAUUCUAGAUAUUUCUGUAGUUGCCACUGCUACUGUCGAUAAGCCUUCGAUGCUCGUCAGAAAGCUCUUUACUUCCCUAUUUUAUUUUCCUAUGAGCAGUAACUGUUCACUGAUGAGUGAUCUAACCAGGGCAGAGGCCAGCGCGAUUCUCAUCCCACAAGCAGAAGCAGGAACGGCUUACACCCAAAUUACAGUGUCUGAACGUCAGCUGAGUCCACUGAAACCGUGGGGGCACUUAGUCAACUGUCCAGAUUCCCUCUGCAAAUAAAACCUGAGAUUACA
Equus caballus (horse) is the source of this 4659-nucleotide messenger RNA. It is a transcript of the gene CIMIP5, whose product is annotated as chromosome 15 C2orf50 homolog. The record is from RefSeq and is a predicted model, not a curated record. NCBI's taxonomy places the organism in Eukaryota, Metazoa, Chordata, Mammalia, Perissodactyla, Equidae.